This is a messenger RNA of Aureobasidium namibiae CBS 147.97, 1983 nucleotides long. Its product is annotated as DUF500-domain-containing protein. The transcript is spliced from 3 exons. Gene Ontology annotation, molecular function: phosphatidylinositol binding. NCBI's taxonomy places the organism in Eukaryota, Fungi, Ascomycota, Dothideomycetes, Dothideales, Saccotheciaceae. The record is from RefSeq and is a predicted model, not a curated record. Bases 1 to 1983 code for a protein of 660 amino acids.
AUGACGGGCCAACAAAGCAGCUGGUGGUCGCGAGUGAGCGGCGGAGGCAAGGUCGGCUUCGACAAGGCCUGGACACUCGUCGACAAACUCGGCGCUCCUGUAAACAAGCUGAGCAACAAGCUGGGCUCCGAAGCCUUCUGGCCCACCACCCUCGACAAGGAAAGCGACAAGGCCGCUCGCAUCCUGCGCAGUUUCUGCAAAGAUGGCUUCUACCAAGAAGAAGCGACAACCGCCACUACCGACGGCCCCACGGCAAAGCAAAAGGUCCUCAAACACAUUCCACCAGAAGUCAUCAAGAAUGCAAAAGGCCUCGCCAUCUUCACAACAAUGCGCACUGGACUAUGGGUCUCUGGUGCCGGCGGUUCCGGCGUCUUGGUAGCCAGGACCCCCGACGGCUCCUGGUCGCCGCCUUCGGGCAUCAUGCUGCACACUGCCGGCCUCGGCUUUCUGGUCGGCGUCGACAUCUACGAUUGCGUAGUCGUCAUCAACUCCCAAAAGGCCUUGGACGCUUUCUCAAAGAUUAGGUGCACCUUGGGAGGAGAAGUCAGUGCUGUCGCUGGCCCUGUAGGAGCCGGUGGCAUGCUUGAGACCGAAAUCCAUAAGAGACAAGCACCUAUAUUCACCUAUCUCAAGUCGCGUGGUUUCUAUGCUGGCGUCCAGAUUGACGGUACAGUCGUCAUUGAGAGGACUGACGAGAACGAGCGCUUUUACAAGGAAAAGAUUUCUGUCGGCGACAUUCUAGCUGGCAGGAUACGCCAUCCACCUCUCGAGUGCCGCCCUCUGCUCGAAACCAUCAAGGCUGCUCAAGGCGAUAGCAACGUCGAUCAGUCUUUGCUUCCGUCAGCCCCGCCGCCUAGUGACUUGGACGUCAACAAUCCCGACCACUUCUUCGGCAUCCCAGACAGAGAGGAUCCCGACCCGUACGGUGUUCUGGCACUCGAAAAAGAAGGAAUGAGCAUUCGCGAAGCCGGAACACAAAAACGCGCCAGUUGGGAACAGUUCAAUUUCCAGCCUGCUCCCACCAGCCCCAUCUUCAACACUUUCAGCCGACAGAGCUUGGAGAAGAAUGGCAAUCGCAAUCGCAGCAGUAGCAACUCGACUUGGAAGACAUCCAAUCUGUCACAGACUGCUAUUUCGACUGCCAGCACAGCAGUGGAGCCAGCUAAACGCAUAAGCGUCACACGAUCCAUGUCAGACAUGUGCACACAAACCGAUUUCCCCGAACCCAUCAGCCCGCGCGUGGGAAGCUUCCGCAGUCGCCAAAGCAGUCUUCACGAAAUCGCCGAGGACAGCACCGUUAUCUCCGAAUCCCGUCCUAAAAUCGAUCGCAACCCGAGUUCGCGCUCAACUCGUUCGAGUCCAAGGCGUUCCUCAUUCCGUUCAUCACAUCGCCGCACUGACAGCGGCAGCGAUUCACGCUCCGACUCUCCACCACAGCAAGCCACUCCUGCAAAGCCUGAACACAAGGACAUUGCAGAGGAAAGCUUUGAUGUCGACGGCGACGGCGACGGCGACGGUGACGACACUGCUGACGAAGCUGUCAUCGAAGAACCUGUCGUGCACUCGGUUCAGAAAGCCACCGCUCCUCAAUUCAUCUCUCGUGCUCGUCUUGUAGAAGUCCCGAAGCGCAUUACGCCCAAACUUCCUCCUCGCAACCCCAACCGCGGCAAGGGUCCGAUAGUCAUCAAUGCCGAGCCCGGAGCUCAGCGUCCUUCCUCUACUGAGCUUUCGAGUCCUGGGGAAUCUCCUCUCAAGACGAAUAAGCCUGACUGGAGUGCGCCUUCCAGCCCCAACAAGCUGAGCGCCGAAAGUCCUGGUGUCGGAGAUCCGUCUCCCAGUCCCGGCGAAGAGCGGAAUCCUUGGGGCCAUAUUCUGGAACAGCACAGAAGAAAUGAGAGCAAAGACUCUCUCGACAUGCCCGGAGCUUUCCACUCUCUACCCCCUACUCCGGACGAAACCAGAGAGGGUGUCCAUGCGUCCUAA